Molecule: messenger RNA, 676 nt
Organism: Pelagomonas calceolata
Lineage: Eukaryota; Pelagophyceae; Pelagomonadales; Pelagomonadaceae
Source: the annotation of a GenBank genome assembly
GUCUGCUCCAAAAACGCCGCUAGCCGCUACCGGUCAAAGCAGCACCCGCCAAUCACUAAUCAGACGCUGCGCAAGCAUAGCAAGCCUGCGGCCAGUGCCGCAACACAGCCUGCAGCCUCGCCUCUCACCAGGCAGCAGCCAAGUUACAAAAGCGGUCGUCGCGCGCCGGUCGCGCGCCGGUCGUUGCAGACAAGCAAGCAACCAUGAAGCAGCCAUCAACGAAGGCAGAAUUUGACGCCAUUCUCGCGGAGGCGGCCGCCGCCGGUAAGGCCGUCGUGGUCGACUUCACCGCGACCUGGUGCGGUCCAUGCCAACGCAUCGCUCCGUUGUUCGCGCAGCUGGCGUCGGAAUUUCCGCAAGCAGAUUUUAUUAAAGUAGACGUCGACGAGAAUCAGGAAACGGCGGCGGCCUGCCAGGUGUCGGCCAUGCCUACCUUUAAGAUCUUUCGCGACAAGCGAGAAGUUGGGAUGCUCCGAGGCGCCGACCCGAAUGGCCUGAGAGCUCUCAUCCAGCAGCACGCUGGAGACAAGUGGAGCGUGGCGGGAGACGGUCAGGCGCUCGGCUCCUCGCAGGACACGGGCGGGAUGAGCGAGCGGGAGAAACGUCUCGCGGCCCUGGAGCGCCGCGGGUUGUGAGCCGGCACGCACACCGUUGAUUGUAAAAAUGAAAAUGUGUA